AUGAACUUUUCAAUGUUUUUCAAUUCAUGGAUAAUUUUUGUGGCUUUCGUUGAUGGAGUUUUAAAGCCUGUAACACAAAAUUUGGAAGUUCUUUCAGUUUCUAAAGCAAUCAAUGAAAUAAUUGACGAGUUUUAUGUAAAAAACCAAAUCCAAUUUGAUGUUCGAGUUGUUCGAGAAUAUUCUGGACUUUUGAAUCCAAUUGUUGAUGGACUUUUGGCUGUGAUUAAGGAUCAAAACUCUUAUACUUUGUAUGCUAGCAAUCCAGAUAUGAAAACUGGUUUUGGACUCAAAUCAUCUGCGAUUUUUCUUUCAUUUUCAUGUUCGGAUUACUCACUGAUCCAUAAAGUAACUCGACUCUGGAAUUAUUAUCCAAAAAACUUGAAAUUUUUGACUUUUAUUCAAAGCUGUGGACUCGAAUAUUUUAACAGUAAUUUAAAGUACAUCACCAAUACACAAAGAUUGUCAUAUAAAUCAGGAAGUUUAGACAUGUUUGAAUUCAUCCUCAUCAAUGAUCAAGACAUUUUAUACCUUACAACAAUCGAAUGGUUCACAGAAUCAGCAUGCAAUCAGCCACAACUUAUAAUCCUCAAUAAAUUCAAUAAAACCUCACAAAAAUGGUUCAAAAAAUUACAAAAUUAUGAAAAAUUCAAAAAUUUUCAUGGCUGCAACUUGACAUUGGGUGUUGAUGCCGAAAACAAUGAUGGCUCAUGCUGGGGAGCAAUCGAUUUAAAAGCGAAUUUUCAAAUUAUUGGAUUAGGACCUUGCAUCUUUAAUUAUCUUUCACAAAUUCACAACUUUACAUCAAAAAUAUACCCAAUAACUAAUAAAAUCCCAGAAAGUGCCGUCAAUGUGCUGCUUUUUGUAUUCCGCUUUGAAUUUAAUGACAUUCGUUACUUCCAUGUAACUUCAAUGUUUGUUCAAGCUGAAGAUAUUAUUGUAACAACUCCUGGUGAGCUGUACAGUCCAUAUGAGAAGCUUUGGCUUCCUUUUGAUGACACGACUUGGGUUAUGCUAUAUUUGACAUUCCUUGCGGCUUUUAUUACAAUUUUAUUAGUCAAUCGAAUGCCAACAUUCAUUCAGAAGUCAAUUUUUGGCGAGUAUGUUCAAACUCCAGCACUAAAUGUGGUCAGCACAUUUUUUGGGAUCUCACAGACAAGACUUCCAGCUAGCCACAUUCCACGAGUUAUUUUGAUGCUCUUUGUGUUUUUUUGUUUGAUAUUUCGAACUUGUUAUCAAAGCAAACUGUUUGAGUUCAUGACAAGUGAACCGAGACGUCCACCACUUAAAAGUAUUGAAGAUUUAAGGGACAGGAACUACACGAUGUAUACAAUAUUAACUAUGGAUUAUGUAGAUAGACUAAUUCAGGAUGAAAGAAAUGUUUGGCCGAAUGUCACAGAAAUCAGCACUUCUGAGUUCACUAGACUUUUUGAAUCACAAUCAAGGAAUGCUUCAGCAAAGCUAUCGCUCAUCAUUAACAUUGGAAAUAUCAAGAAUUUCGUGCAAGACCUUCAAAAAUCUUAUAAAUGGCAUAGAAUUCCAAAUUAUGGACUACAAGUAAGUCACACGGGCUUUGUUAUGGCACCAAACAACUUUUUCUUCAAUAUUCUCGAUGACAUUAUACAAAAGUUGAUACCAGCUGGAAUUAUUGAUUUUCUUAUCGAUUCAUGCAUUCACAGUGGCAUAAAAAUUGAUGAUUCAAAAGACUUGCUAGCGCUGUCUGUUGACAACUUAGCUUUUGGAUUUGUCAUUUGGUUUGGAUUUUAUUUAGCAUGCUUUCCGAUCUUUUUGAUGGAAAUUUUAACUAGAAAGAUAUUUGAGUGGACAACAAAGAUCAAGAAUAAGGAACAAGAGCUUCACUCAAACGAAGUUAAAAAGGAAAUUGAACAGUUUGUUACUGUUAUCAUUCAAAAAGUUGACAAAGGACUGGAAAUUGGAAAUUGGCAAUAG
Molecule: messenger RNA, 1947 nt
Organism: Chironomus riparius
Lineage: Eukaryota; Metazoa; Arthropoda; Insecta; Diptera; Chironomidae
Source: the annotation of a GenBank genome assembly